UUUAAAUAUAAUAAAAACACCGAUCAAUAAACUCCAAGCACUCGCAAGUAUUCACACAUAAAAUAAAAAUGCCAAACCUUUGGACAGCUCUUACCAGACGAAAAACGGAUGAUGUUGUGGAAAACGAGUCGAAAUUGGCGCGUGUUCUCAAUCUAUUCGAUCUUACUGCGCUCGGUGUGGGAAGCACGCUCGGUCUGGGCGUAUACGUGCUAGCCGGUUCAGUUGCAUACAACAUAGCUGGUCCUGCCGUAACCAUAUCAUUUCUCAUUGCUGCUAUUGCGUCUGCCUUUGCUGGUAUUUGUUAUGCCGAAUUUGCAGCGCGUGUUCCGAAAGCAGGUUCGGCGUAUGUUUACAGUUAUGUAACAAUUGGCGAAUUUGUGGCAUUCACCAUUGGCUGGAAUCUGAUAUUGGAGUAUGUAAUUGGCACCGCUAGUGUUGCUCGCGGGCUGAGUGGAUACUUCGAUGCGCUGAUCAACAAAGCUAUGUCUACUGCGCUGGAAGAAGCUUUACCUAUCAAUGUGAAUUUCUUGGCGGAUUAUCCCGAUUUUCUGGCAUUCGGUGUGAUACUGCUGCUGGCGGCAGUACUUGCAUUCGGUGUAAAAGAAUCUAGUUUCUUGAAUAAUAUAUUCACAGCAGUAAAUAUGAUUACGAUUGGAAUAGUCCUAGUUGCUGGUGCUAUAAAUGCUGAUCCUUCGAAUUGGACGAUACCAAAAGAUCAGCUUCCUAGUGGUACGGAGAAUUUCGGUAAUGGUGGAUUUAUGCCCUUUGGUAUCGCUGGCAUUAUGGCAGGGGCGGCAAAAUGUUUCUUCGGAUUUGUAGGCUUCGAUUGUAUAGCCACUACCGGAGAGGAAGCAAUAAAUCCCAAACGUAAUAUUCCCCUUGCCGUGGUUAUUUCAUUGAUCAUUAUAUUCUUAUCUUACUUUGGUAUUUCCACGGUACUUACGAUGAUGGUGCCUUAUUAUAAUCUGGAUAGAAACGCUCCGUUCCCUAAAGCUUUCGAUGAAAUUGAAUGGUACACUAUCAAAUGGAUUGUCACAAUUGGUGCAGUUUUUGCCCUGACGACUAGUUUGUUGGGUGCUAUGUUCCCUCUGCCUCGUGUGCUCUAUGCCAUGGGAAAUGAUGGCAUCCUUUUCAAAUCGUUUUCAAAAGUACACAACUAUACUCAAACACCUCUAUUGGCUACUGCCAUAUCUGGAAUUUUUGCUGCUGUGAUGGCGCUAAUUUUCAACUUGGAACAAUUAAUUGAUAUGAUGUCCAUUGGCACACUACUUGCUUACACGAUAGUUGCGAUUUGUGUUCUCGUACUCCGUUACCAAGAUGAAGACAUGGAUAUGAAGACAGUUUCCCUCCGGUGUCCAGCAGUUAUUCGCCAAUUCUUUAACGGCAACUCUUAUCGUGAACCAAAUGUGCUAACGUCGCGCAUCACAAAAAUCGGUAUUGUAGUCUUUGCUGUUAUUUGCAUCAUUUGGGAUGGGAUAGAAAGCUUCUAUGGAGUUGAGUCCACUACCGGCACAGUAACGUUGAGCAUAAUCGGAGUAGUGCUCAUACUGAUCACGAUCAUCAUUGGCAUGCAACCGGUCUCCGGUCUAGAGUUGACUUUCAAAGUGCCACUCGUGCCAUUCAUACCCUGUCUUAGCGUGUUCGUGAAUAUCUUCUUGAUGUUCCAGCUGGACCAACAAACAUGGAUACGCUUCCUUGUAUGGGUGUGUAUUGGCUAUGCGAUUUAUUUCUGCUAUGGCCUUCGCAACUCUACACAAGUUACCAGAACCGAGAAUCAUGCGCAAGCGGCGAUAAGAAUGCAACACACAAAUCAGGCAUUCGAGCCGGAUUGGAAGGUGGAAAAUGGAGUUAAUGGUGUUCAUGGAAUCGCGGAAAAACAUUAGAAGUUUCGCCAAGAAGGAAGUAUGAAUUAGACAAUGUGAAUUGUAAAUAAAUUGCAAUAGGAUAUUAUACAUAUUAUAAAGCUUUCGGAAAAAAAAUCGAAAAAUAUAUAUACAUAUAGAAACAUCGAACCCUAAUCGCCAAAAGAUAUAAGCGAUAUUUUUUUAAAUCUUUUUUUGAUGCAGGAAUGCACCUAGAUGCUCGAGGAACAUUUAUGCAUCGAAGAGAAAAUUUAGAAAAAAAUGUCGCCUACAUCUUUUUUGCGGUUAAGGCUCGACAUGUUGAAUAAGUUGAGAUGCCACAGCUUCGGCAAGUCAUGUGCCUAGAUUCUGGGCAAAGAAAGCCGGUUUAAGUCUGUUGGUGCCUUCUGCAACUUGAAAAAUGCUUGCAAAUGUGUACACAUAAAAAUUGCUUUAAAAAUUGUACUCACUAAUGUUAUUGAUUAAUCGUGCUUUAGAGUAAAAAUGACAAUAUUUACUUCAAAAAGUGGUUAAUUUUAAUAUAGGCAGAAUUUUUCGAAGAGCUGUGUUAUGUACAUAAAUACUACUGUAGUUCCAUCUGUCCAAUCAUCAUCUUAUACUAAAUGAAAGUAUUUGUCAAACAGUUUUAGCUAUACAUAUUCAAAUUUUAUAUACUGUACAAAUAAUUUUUAAUAUUUUUUUAGUUUUUACGUUCUUAUUAUUUGUUUCUUUCUAUGUUUAUUCGCCUUUUCCACACUUUUUUUCUUCUUUGCUACCAUUUUAACUGUAUGUAUUAUCAUUUUAACUUUAUGUAUUUUAAACUAUUUUUGUAAUAGCUUAUUUACUAGUUCUUUCCAUAAAUGAUUUUGAUGAUAGCCUACAAAAGUGCGAGAGAGAUAAAUAGAUUGCACAUAAAAACUAAACGUUGUUCGCAGCUGUCAAAUAUCUUUAAAGUGGUUCACACUUUGCUGUACAAAAUAUUUAAUUUUAUCUUAAUAUUGUUAAUAAUUUCGCUAAUGUGAGGUUUUAAAUUUAAAUAUUAAAAAAAUUAAAUAAUUGACUGCCAAAAUUCACGCGUUGUUUUUAUGCGCCCCGUCCACUGUGCAACUUUAUUUUUCUGUUUUUACAAUUUACAUACAUACAUAUAUUAUUUUACGUUAACAUUAGGCGUGGUUUUUUACACGUAUACGUAUCUGCGCUUAAAAAUUGUAUGGAGCUCUAAGCGACAAACUUUAUGUGCGCUUAGAAUAGUUGUCGAUAAAAUCAAAGUUAUCUACUUGUUUUGAAAUGGAAAUUGUCGAUGAUUGUUUUUUACACGUUAAGCGUAGAUGUAUAUACGUGUAAAAAAACACGGCUAUUUUCUUCUAAACGAAAUUAAUAGGUUUUAUGAUCACCCGACUUUUUGUGAUAUUGUUAAUACAUACACACAUACUAUUGUAUUUAAUUAUAUGUAGUUCUUACCACUUUUUGUCGCAAAAGUUUUGUAAAUAAGUUAAGUCAUUUCAAUAAAUAACUAAAUAAGAAAACUAAAUAAAAGUAUAACACUGAAAGAAGGAAA
Molecule: messenger RNA, 3399 nt
Organism: Rhagoletis zephyria (snowberry fruit fly)
Lineage: Eukaryota; Metazoa; Arthropoda; Insecta; Diptera; Tephritidae
Gene: slif
Product: cationic amino acid transporter slimfast
Biological process (GO): L-ornithine transmembrane transport; L-arginine import across plasma membrane
Cellular component (GO): plasma membrane
Molecular function (GO): L-lysine transmembrane transporter activity; L-ornithine transmembrane transporter activity; L-arginine transmembrane transporter activity
Source: RefSeq, a predicted model, not a curated record